AGAUAAUGCGCAUCACUACUGCGCAACUGUGGGAAACAACAUUGUUGCCAUCCUCAUAGUGUACUGCUAGAUGUAAUGUGAAGUAUUUCGACGUUCUGUUUACCUGUACAAUGUCAGUGAGGUGUUGAACGUCUUGGUAAUUGUGUUGUUCUUAGAAGUCUCUUGUUCAUCAUCAAUGUUCUUUAUAAGUGGUACUUCAAAGUGAUCUGUUUAAAAAGUAAUUAGACUUGGAUCAGUUCAUUUUAUACUAUUCUUCUAUAAUUUUUUCUGUGCUUAUUCACUUUUCCUGAUUGUGCACUAUGGAAUGUAAGACUCCUUGAGUGAAUUAGCUCCUAAAAUGUCGCGGAAAACAAACAAAUCUCGUGAAAAUUCAGCUGCAGCGGAGCGAUUGGCUGACUGGAGGGGUGCUGAUAGCUACGUGGGGCAGGGCCCGCUGUCUCUGGCUGAUUCAGAUUCCCCAGAGUAUGACAAUCGUGGAGCAUUUGCUCAGGAGACUUUGUUUGAUGACUUGGAGGGAGGAGUUGAAGGAAUGUCUUUGAGGGACGGAGAUCGUGAAAAGCAGCUGCAUGAUAAGAAGAGCAGCAUGUCUUCACUGGCCAUUGACCCGGGCUCAGGGAAGAAGCAAGUGUCAGUCACCAUGCCUGGACAGAGCAAAGCUAAGCCUUGUGUUCCACAGAGGCCUUCGGUAAAGGCUGACUUGGAUGUUGCCAAAGAGUUCAAGAAAUGCAAGGAGGAGGGAGCUACUAGGCUUGAUCUUAGUAAAUCUCAGAUUUCUCACUUGCCUACAAGUGUGAAAGAGCUGACACAACUGAGUGAGCUGUACCUGUACAGUAACCGGCUGACUCAGCUGCCUGCAGAGAUGGGCUCCCUCACUGGUCUCAUGACGUUGGCCUUGAAUGAGAACUCUAUAUCAAGCCUCCCAGAAACCUUUGUAGCCUUGACAAAGCUGAGAGUGCUAGAUCUGAGGCAUAACAAACUUCAAGAGAUCCCAAAAGUUGUGUAUCAGCUGAGGUCAUUAACUACAUUGUUCCUUAGAUUUAACAGAAUUCGUGUGGUGGAUGAAGAGAUUAGUAACUUAACUAAUUUGACUCGAUUUAGCCUAAGGGAAAACAAAAUCAAGGAGCUGCCAAAAGGAAUCGGGAAGCUGGAAAAACUUGUGAUUUUUGACAUUUCGCAUAAUCAUCUAGAACAUUUGCCUGAUGACAUUGGCAAGUGUGUCAUGCUGAACUCCCUUGACCUGCAGCACAAUGAACUUCUUGACAUCCCUGACUCCAUUGGUAACCUCACACAGUUAGCUAGACUUGGACUCAAAUACAAUCGGCUCAGUGUGAUUCCAGGCACCCUUGCCAACUGCAUAAAUAUGGAUGAAUUCAAUGUAGAAGGAAAUAACAUAUCAUCACUACCUGAGGGCCUUCUGUCAAGUCUCACACAGCUGAAUGUCAUCACACUGUCAAGAAACAAAUUUGAGAAGUAUCCUACUGGAGGACCUUCUCAAUUUUGCUCUGUAUAUUCCUUAAACAUGGAGCACAAUCAAGUGAACAACAUUCCUCUUGGGAUUUUCUUGCAUGCAAGUCACCUCACCAAACUGAAUAUGAAAGACAAUCAGCUGUCAGCUCUGCCUUUGGACAUGGGCACCUGGCAGAACAUGGUGGAGCUGAGCCUGGGAACAAAUCAGCUGACCAAGAUUCCAGAUGACAUUCACCAGCUGCAGAAGCUGGAGGUCCUUAGUCUCAGCAACAAUACUCUCAGGCGCCUGCCGCCAAACAUAGGGAACUUGAAAAAACUUCGGGUAUUAGACUUAGAGGAAAAUAGGUUAGAAUCUUUGCCACACGAAAUAGGUCAUUUACAAGACUUAACAAAGUUAAUUGUCCAGUCCAACCACUUGGUCUCCCUGCCAAGAUCUAUUGGAUUUCUGAAGAAUUUGACAUAUCUUGGUGCCGGGGAAAACAAUCUUACAUCUCUGCCAGUAGAAAUUGGUGCCCUUCAGUCAUUGGAGUCGCUGUACAUAAAUGACAAUCCAGACUUGCACAGCCUGCCAGUUGAACUGGCCUACUGUUCCAACCUACAAAUCAUGUCUAUAGAGAACUGUCCGCUCAGUCAGAUCCCGGCGGAUAUUGUGGCAAGAGGGCCUUCCUUGGUCAUCCAGUACUUGAAACUCCAGAACCCUUACCAGUAAAUCCACUGUGUUCUCUCGGGUGGUUGGCUCGCUGUACUAGAGGUGGAGCGUCCAUGUCCUUGCUGGGGGUCCUGGCUAAAAGGGAGCUUUCUGCUCUUGGCAACGCUCCACAGAGACUGGUUUGACAGACUGGGUUGGCCUGAGAAGCCUUGAGCCAUGUCCAGGCCACUCCAGUCUGUUCAACAUGGCCUGUAAGACAGAUGCUUCCUCUGUCUUCUGUCGCCAGCAGUCCAACCACAAGACAAAAAAAAAAUUAGCAUUGAUGUACGCAAGCCUCAAGCCUAGCUGAGUCUUCUAAAGUACACCACCACGUUGUGCUGUUGUUGUGUUACUGCAGGUCGUGUCUAUCGAGAGGAUACCGGCACUUUUAUGUCAUUUAAUCCAAUGUGUUCGAAGAAAUGUUUUCAAUUAUCGUGCGUCAUUUUGUACGUGUAUCAAAGGUGAAGCCUGGCCUGGCAUGUUAAGAAUUCAUCAUUUGUUCGUUCAAAUUUCUUUCAGUGUUGGACUGUUUCUAAACAGGGUUUUUGCAGUUAUGAAAUGUUCCUUCUCUUUGAAGCUGAUUGGAUUAGAUUUGUGGUAUGUUCAUGCAACAUGCUGGUGGCUCUCGUAAGAAAUCUGCUGUGUUGUACAAGAACCCAAAUUACUCUUAACGUAACUAGGCUGGAAUUAAUGGACGUGUUUUAUGUUACUGCCUGAGUCUGUCAUAUUGCACCUGGUGCUUACUUUUGUCUUGGUAAGCCUCUAAUUACAGUGGUGUCCACUUAACAGCAACCUCUGCCCAACAGUAACCUAUCCUCUUGUAACAGAAUUUUUCUGUUUAAGUUUAAGUAACCCUUAUUAACAGCAGCCUUUUCUUCUAAUUAACUGACAAAAAACCUGUUUCUCAUUCAAAAAACGUGAACACCAAGACUGACCAAUAAUUACAAUGUCCAUGCAUCCUCCUUAACUAGUCAAUACCACGACAACAUGUGCUAGGGGCAAAAAAUUUAGUAUAUGAGCACAGUUCACACCCUCCUGCCGAGGUCCACCUUCCUUCAGAGUGGAAAAAUCUUGGUCGCUGUGGGUAACAUGACUGCUGCGAUAAAGCAUCAGCUCACUUCAAAGGACAAGAUCUGGUAAAACAUCGGCUAUUGAUGCUGCCUAGGUUAAAUCUAUCGCUUUUUGAACUAACAACAUCGUCCCAUCCUGCAAUUAGGAUUCGUGAGCAUGCGUGGGGGGGGGGGGGGGGGUAGUUUGCAUUACCCCCUUCCUUCCCCCUUUGAAAAUUCAGUUAGCAGCAACCUCCGCCCAAGAGCAACCUAAGCUUGCUCCCCAAGGGGGCAGCUGUUAGAUGGACACCACUGUAGAUGCCUUUCUUGUUUAGAAUUUGUCUCAGCUGUAAAAGAAUAUAACCCAUUUUUUUGGUAAAACAAGUUUUGACUUUUAGAGAACACAGCUGUGUAAAUAUGAAGUAAUCAAUAGAUAUUGAGUUGCAGCCGUGGGCUAGGUUUUGUGAAAAGUGUGUGCACACUUGUAAAAGUAAAAAAUUGUCACUUGUUGUCAUAAGAUAAAGAUUUACUGAACAACUAGUAGUUCUUUAAUCUGAUUCGGAUGCAAAAUGGUUUCACUGUAUUUGAGUGUGGCCUUUGGGGGUAAAAGUAAAUUUGGAACCGCAUUCUCAAAAUAAGUUCAAGUGUCUUUUGUGACUGUUGUCUUGGUGACCCAAAUGUAGCUCCUGCUGAGAGUGGAACUUUGGAAUGUGUGUGUGUGUGUGUGGGGGGGGGGGGGUGUCAAACGAGUUAUGUAUGGAUGGGUCAAGUUUACUUUUACCCUUUUGAGUUGAAGAAAUUGUCAUCGCCAGUGUUCACACCAUGGGGAACGCUGUUUGGCUUGGUUUGAUUUGAAGGUAAAUGCUGAAAGAGAAGAUUAUCAUAUAGUCGAUCGGACCUCGUGUUUUUAUGCCCGCUGAAUUAGGAAUGUAGUAAUGUUGGUUACAGAGCAUGCAGAACUUGUAAAAUUAGGAAAGGGUCCUAUAGAUCUUUUUCAAAUAAGCGAAAUGACAUUUCAAGCUGCAUUAACUGUUGCUCAAGACCUAAGUGAUUUUUUGGGGGUUGCUCUUCCUCUUGUGCGAAGUUCGGACCAUUCAUUUUGUUACAAAUGCUAAUUAGAAAUAGUUCAUUUUCAUUUGAAUGUCUUAUAAAACUGUUUAAGCCAAAGGAAUUUAAUAAUUGUGUGCCUACAUUGUUCUUAAAUUCUACAACUCUUCGUAUGUGAAGACUCUUCUAUUUAGAGCAAUUUUCUGCUUACAGCUCAUUCUGGCAACAUAUGCCUUUUUUUUUUUCAAAUGAAAGUGGUAUGGUGGCACAAUGAGGUGCUUAAUGUUAUACAGAUAUUUUUUUUGUAACACGUACAACGGUGUGAGCUGUUUUGUUUAGCUGUUUGAGAUUAUCAUGUCAUGUGUUUAAAGGCUGUGAUGUACAAAGAUGUAGUUUGUUUCACAAUGUCUGCACUUUGAGGGGUAUAUGGAUCGUGUUUGUAAAUUGUAUACGAAGACAACAUGCCUAUGGGUGUGUUAUUUGAAAGGUGAAUUUUGUAGAGGCUUUAUAGAAGUGAGUGCAAUUGGAAACAAUUUUGAGGGUUAAACAGCUGGGAGACCUGUAUGACUCAAAAGUCUGCACGUUGAAGAGCCACAUUUUGUGUAGACCUACUUUGGUUAAUCUAAUUUGACCUAGUAGUCCAUUAGGGUCUGUUCCAUUCUGUGCGCAAACGAAAGAUCUGACCUGGCAAUGCGCAGUAGCCUUUGGAUCGGCAGUUUUCAUCAGACGGAUUCAUGACCUAGAACAGCAAACAUGUUUGAUUUUGGAGGAUUCUGGGGAUUAGAAAGCUAGUAUAUCCUGAGAGGAAGGCUCAUGAAGUUGUUGAAUUUUGUUUGAGCCCAGAGUAAGCUUUUUUUUACUGUUAAAUUUUGAGGACAAGGUACUGUUUUCAACAAUGUGAUCAAUAUUUACAUACGGUUCUACAUGACAAAGUUCCUUUUUUUUAAAUGUGCCGUAUUUUGUAGACACUUAAAGUUAAAAUGCGCUCUCCCAAGUUUCUAAUAGCUAGUUUGAUACUUGUGCAUGUAGCCCAGGUACCAUAAUCUGACCCAAAAUUGUCCAGUUCCGAAAGGUUCCACUCCCCUAAAAGUAUUAUGAAGGUCAGCAUUCUCCUUUUCUAACAUUACAAGUGGAGGCUUUUCGGAGGUAAACCUUUGUUUGGCCCUCUACAAGUGUUUUCAUUGUUUAAGUCAAUUGCAUUGCAAGUUAAGACAACAAUAUUUCUUUUCUGAUACAACUAGCUUUUCACCACAAAUUUUAUAUAAAAGUUUUGUAACUUUGUUGACUGGAAUCAGAAAGUUUUGCUUUAACCCCUUUGUUGCCUUAUGAAGAACAUGGUACAUCAUGAAAAUGUGUAAGUUUUAGCUUUGUGCCCUACCAUGGAUGAUACAAAAGUAGGCAAAAUUUGCCGCUCCUAGUUGUGUAUAAGGCAUUAACAUCAUGUAUGUCCCUCUAAUCAUCUGACUCAAAUUUUUCUAUAUGGAGAUUUAGCCACUAGCACAUUGUGGAUUCCUUUUGGGGAAUAAAAAAUGGGCAUAUGAGUACCAAAUUUGCUUGUAUUAUUUUACUGCAAGGUUUGCAAGUGAUUGAUAAACACAGGUCUAGUCUUACAAAUUAAAGUUCUCUUGCAAAAUUUAAACACCAAAAUGACGGGGGGGAAAUCUAGCAAAUUUCACUUUUUGACCUAGAUGGGCUAGUUGUUUGAAAUUAUGGUUUUUUUUGGAAAUAAGGGUAUGAAGAAGGUGACACAAUUGAAGACUUGGGGUCAGAAUAUGGGAGGACCAGAACCAGACAGCAAGUUUUUACACUGACACUGAGACUGACUAGACUGCUGCCUUGGCUAACAAGCUAAGUCGAAGAUAAAUGCUGACAGUAGGAACUGGCACCACCUGGCAACGAAGGGGUUUGCUGGGAGCAUGGUGAUCCAGAAGUUGUUAUGAUUUAGAAAGUGUUCACUAUUGAAGCUGGAGCCCUAGAGUAUGUACGUGUGUGUAAGUUGCAGGGUUUUUUCUCGCAAUGCAUGAGACUGCUGUACUAGUUCUGUUACUGUUAUUAUGUCUCCAGAAAACUCUUAGUUUAAAAGGGUGCACAAAAAGUCUUUUUCUGUGAAAGCCUAGAGUGUGAAACAGUUUGUGUGCUUUGAUGUGUUUUGCACUGUGUGGUUGGUGAGAGGGGGACGCUGCUGCUGUUGCGAGUGUCCACUUGUGAUACAACAUUUGACCUCCUUAGCCUCGGGUCUCGGUUGUGAUGGUAAAUAGUAGUGUUGUAUUUUCAGUUCAUUGGUCUUAUGGACCUUGCAUAUUAUUCAGACUCACGUUAGCAUUAACUCCGUUUAACUAAAUAAAUAAUUGCUGCUCCAAUUCCUUUUCUCAACAGUGAAAAGCAUUUUUUUUUAAAUGAACUCUGUGCUUUAAAGAAUGAGAGAGGAAAGAAUAUGUUGAAGGAGAGGAACAAAACAUUGUAUUUUUUUUUCUUUGUUUUUGUUUUUGUUUUGUUUUUUUGAAGGGUUGAUUAUGUAUUCUGCAUCAUUAUUUCAUGUUUCCUGUCUAUUCUGUGACUAAACUGCUCUUAAAAUAGAACUGGGAAUUGAAGAAAACUAAUGAAUUUAUCAUAACAAAGAUAUAAAGGCAUCUCGCUUUAUAAGGUGUCCGUUUCUUUGUUAUCAUGACUAUGACAUUUCAUGCAUGACAAAGGACUAGCUCUCACAUACUUUGGUGAGAAGUCAAGUGGAAUGUUAAUUAGAAAUGGUGUUGUUAAAGUUAUAAUAAAUUUUUGUCUAGUUUUCAUUACAAAUCAGGUAAUGUCCUAUUUCCAUUCCUAUCCAAAAUGACAAUUCAGAUCACGCACAAAAAUCUUUCUGUUAUUGGGAAGUGAAGGGUGACAACAUGAUCACAUGUGAUUGUCUUUUAUCCACAUUGCGUCUUUAAAAUUUUGUAUGUCCGUCCUUGGGAAGAUGCUGCCGUUUUUCAGUGCAUUUACCAAAUUCUUACUGUUCAGUGUUUACCCACCUUGCUUUGUUUUUUUUCUUUUUCUUCUCCCUUCCUUCCCCUCUGCCCCCCCCCAAACCCCCUGAGAACACUUGGAUUGCAAUCAUUUUUUAAAUAGGAAGUCUCAGACUGAUUUCAUAUCAGGGCCGGUGUGGAACUAGCCAGAAAUGUUCAACUGCAUUUAGUAGAUGUUCUUUUUGUUUGGUGCUUUUCUUUCUGAAAUGUAGACCUGAACUUUUGUCUUCAUUUUUUCAAAUGUUCUGGUCCCUCGUGUGUGUUCCCUGCCAAUGGUCCCCCGUGUCUAUUCCCUGCUGAGUGCUUCUGUGUGAAGGUGCCAUCAGUCUCUGCAAGCUGCUUUUGGGUGUGGACCUAGUAGGUGUUUCACAAAAAAAAAAUUUAUUUUUAAUUUUUUUUCUUUUCUUUAUCCUUACUUGACUGCACUGCAUAAUAUGUGUGAGUGAAUGUAUCUGCAUCGUUGUUGUGAAUUUUAGUUUUUUGUAACACUUGCCAUGGGGGUGAUUCUAGCAUAGAAAAUUAGACAUAAAGGUUUGCAGUAUAAGUUAUGGUGAGUUAAAGAUGCAGACUGGUUGUAUUGACUUACUUUGAAAAGGAGAUUUGAAAUAACCUUUGCAUGUUUCUCUCAUUAAUGAACCCAGAAAGAAGUUUUACCUCUCAAAAUGUGUGGUAUUCACCAAACCGUUUUUUAAGCUUUUGAAACAGUUUCAAGCAUUGGUGUCUGGAUGAGUAUACGGUUUAUUAAUGUCGCUGACAAAGGUUGGUGUACCCUACAAGUAACCCGUGAUAUUCAGAGUUUUUUUAAAAUGUGAUGCUGGGUUUUUGUAUUUACCUGAAAAAAUUAUGAAAUGAACCUAUCAGUAAAUUUUGAGGUAACAAGUUGUCAUGUAGCUUUUGCCUUUUCUUCUCGAUAGUUCAAUAGUGGUAUAUUGGAAUUGCCAAAUGGCUGGUUGCUCUUCUUAAUGUCUCUGUCAGAAAUGAAAAUUUAUUUGUGGAUGUGAAUUGCUUGGGCUCUAAAUAUAUUGGUAUCCAUACUGUGAGUCAGAGAAGCACUUACAUAGGUCUUGUUGGUCUGACGGCAAGUGCGCUGGGCUGCUUACAUAUGUACCUCAGAUAGUGGCCGCCAAAACUACAGUGUUCCCCUUCCUACCACUUUCUUUUGUAUUUUAACUCCCGGAUUGAAUGUGUUGGUUUUUGCUUUUGUCAUGGUUGGAGAUUAGGGAACCCUUUGCUUAACUUCUGAGAUAGUGCCUCCUGCUAAUUUAUGUGCUAUAGGAUAACAACACUUGUACUGUUAUAUUUCUGGUCUGUGUGUCAACUCACGUAUAAGCUUUGUCCUUGAAGUGAAAUGGAAGUGUGAUGACUCUUUUUAGAUUUGCUGUAGCAUUUCUGUUGUGUUGAGACUGGAGUUUUAAGUUUUUUUUGGUUUUUUUUUACAACUCUACCAUUCCUUGCUAGGUGGUAUGCAGGCUAAUUUUUCUUUAUAUGAAGACAGUGAAAUUCUGUGUUAUCUUUAAUAAGCAGAAAAAGGUGUUUUGAGAAGACCGUUCCCUUCUGUUUUUGUUUCUUUGGGGAAAAAAGUCUAAUGUUGUUAUUGUUUUGUUUCUUUUUAAUGGAACAUCACUGGCCACUGUAUUCUCCUGAAUGAUCAGUUGGUCUUAUCACGGUUGCCACACUUCCAUUUCACUUUGUUGCUGAAUCAGAAACUCUGCUGGAGCUCUGAUGGUGGUACUUUAUCUUCUUUCUUCCUUUAUGUCAUCCAAAAUGCAAGUUUCUCUCUCAGUGUUUUCUGGUUAAAAUGUAGGUAAAAGAGAUAACCCCCAUUGGUAGGGGUGUGAAUUUUGUUGAAUCUAGUUCUGUAUUUUUGUGAAUUCCGCUAGUUCAGAUGCACUUUAAGAAAAUCACAUCAACCUUGUUGUAAUCUAUUAAAUGCUGAUAUAGGGGAAAAAAACACACACACAAAAAAUGUAUUACAGUGACUACCAAGUUGGAGAAGGAAACUAUCAGUUUGGAGUUGUCUGGCAAUUUUAUGAUCCCUCACGAAGACAAAGUCUCUGUCAUCAAUCUCACAGGGAGAACUUUGCUGUAUCGUAGAACUGUUGCACAGAGAUGUUGCUUUUGUUCUCUGUAUUUCUAGGUGCUGGUUUUCUUGAGAGAGUUGUAAUGCCACUCUGUUUGUUGACUGAUUUUGUUGACUGUGUUUCUUGAUCUAGUAUGUUGACCAUUAUGUGAUUAUUUGCCUUUUUUUUUGGAAGGGGGGGUUUUGUAUUGUAGCUUCUAUAAUUUGUGCCAUACUUUUGUGAGGAUGCAAGAAAACAUUUUGUGAUGGCUAGCUGAAAUCUUUUCUAAGUUCACUGUUGGUAAUAUCUCCUUUUGUUUCUGGUUGUUGUUUUUUUGUUUUUGUUUUUUUUGGCUAUCAUUGAUCAUAAUUUCAUGUUUUUGAAACGUCUUGGAGCAUUAUCUCUUUUUGAAUGUCAAGAUCUUUUGUGAAAUCUGAGAUGAAUGUUGUGGUUUCUUUUCGUUUUGUUGUAUGAUUUCAUGUUCCUUACAAUUAAUCUCUAGCCUUGCUGGCAGAACUAUUUGUCAUGCAAUGUAGCCAACAUGUGAACUCUUAGUUUCGAACUUGCAAAUGUAAACAUCUGAGCUCACCCAUUAAUACUACGCAGUAUACACACAUCUUUUUAUAGUGUAUUUAGGGCAAGAAUCAAGAAUGGGUGGUGGUGGUGUGUGUGUGUGGGGGGGGGGGGGGGGGAGUUGUGUUGUGUUGUAGGCCUACUUGUCAGCUAAGGCUUCCUUCUGGCAAGUAAUGUCAAUCUUACUAAUACUACACACUUUAUUAUCGUAUGAUAAGACUGAAUGACACAUCCAGUUAAAAUCAAGUAUAAAGUCAAUGAAUUUUGCCAAGUUGGUACUUUUCAAUGGAGAAGAGAACACACUUUUUAUGGCUAUCUUAAAGGAGGGGGGGUGGGUGGUGGUUCUAUUGCAUUUUUUUUUCGAUUUGAGUGGUUUUGUGACUUGAAGCUCUGAUUUGAGCCGCAUUUUGACGAAGUAUUUUAUGGUCCUCUCUCUUACAUUGUCAAAUACAAAAUAAUGGUGACAUUGGUUAUUUAUUGCCAUCAAUUUCUCUUUUCUUUUUAAAGAAGGAUAGAAGUGAGUUGUAUGGGAGGUAGGGCGCUGCGACAAAUUGUUUUUUCCCUUAGUUAGACAAUGCUUUUCCGUGAGUGGAAGGGCUGCUACAGAUUUACGAGUAGUGCACAUCAUAAUACUGUAAUACAAAAAGGUGGCUUGUUUACAUGUUUUUGAGGGGGGUUUUUCCUUCUGAACAGCAGUCUUAUACACACACAGGGCUUGCUGUGGGAGGAAAAAAAAUUGAGUCUUGACUGAAGUUAUGAAGGGACUGAGUGUAACCCAAUGUAUUACACUUAACAGUGAUUGUGGGUCUGAAGUAACUUUUUCACCUUAAGUUUGUUUUCGUGAUGCUUUCAGUAUCUUUAUCUAUUGGAUUUUCUGUGCAUGGCUUUGCCUUUUAGUAAUAAUAAUAAUGAUUUAAUGAGAAUAAUAAUAGUGAUAAAUGCCUUUAGUACCAUUUUGUUGAAAACAAAAUAAUAAUGACAAUAAAAUGCUUGUAUCACGUUGUUGUUUUUUAAACAAGCUCAUACUUUGGAGUGUACAAUUAGAACACAAAUAGAAUUCUCAGAGGAAAAGGGUGGUGAAAGCAGUACAGCAAUGUCAGUUAAAAGCACUUUUCUCUCUUUAAGGCAGUCAAUACCAUGACAUUCUGCCAAGACAUUAGGUGAAGCUGUAGAGACUUGUCUACAGCGCAGAGCUGCGUCUACUCCGUAGAGUUUAUCUCCUAUUUUCCCGAAUAACUCAUGCUGCAGUGUUGCUGGUCAGAUUGUCUUGUAUGGUACUUAAGAUGUACAAUUGUAAUGCCUUGUGGACAUAAUGAGACAUUUUCUCUCAUGCUGUGAUUUUUUAGAUUUUAAGAAGAUCAGUAUUUUCUAUUGCAUAUUGUUUACGAUUUUGUUCUGUGAACCAGUGCAGUUUUUUUUUUUUUUUUUUAAUUAAGCAGUUUGCCAAAAUGUGUGCUUCUGAUGCAGUGAGAAAUGAAAAUUCAAAAUGCCUUGUUUUUUUGUUUUUUUUUACUCAAUGGCAUUAAAUUUUGUGUCCUGAAAGUACCAUCUCUAUAAAUGGAAGCUUUAAAAAUAAUUGGCCUAGUGCGGUCUUUGUGCUCCAUUAUGGUAUAUUCCUGGAUAGUGAGGAUUUGAUGCUGAUCUAGUUCAUGGGGGGUAAAUGUUGCCUUUUGAGGCCUCUUGAGGACAAAGAUGAACAUUAUGUUAUUCUUUUGUUAAAAUUCACCUUGGACCAAAACAGGUGUCUAUUGUCCUGACUUUUGCCUUCUUACUACAGCCAAAUCAUGUUUUCUCGAUCCAAACCAUGCUUAGCGGUAACGGACAUUUCACUGUUAUUAAGUUCUGAUCGAAUCUUACUCUCUUUGUUCAUUAUCCCGGGACUCGAAAAUGACUUGGUAUCUAGAGUCCACUCAAGAUAGUUCUUAGAUCCAGAUGAAUCUAUUUGACUUGCCACAGACAGAGAGAACUAGAAUUCUGUUUCAAGGUGCAGAUCAUACCAGUAGUUUUAAACAGAAAUGCAGCAACAGCAGCGGCAAAAUUUUUUAAAACUUAAAAAGAAAUUGAGUGCCGAUCAAAAUACAAUAAUUCGAUGAAUUGAAAUGUAUUUUGUUACUGAAACAAGCGGGCUAACCUGCUAACCAGAUUUUUGUUGUUGGUUUAAUGGUUAUUUUAAAAGUUGCUAAAAUGGCUGGCCUCGCUGUUAACCCUUUCCGUACAUUGUGUUUUACUAUCGUAUCCAUACGACGUGGGGGACUCUGUGCCCCAAUUUCCAAAGAGGAAAUUUACUCGUUAAUCCGAUCUGUACACUUUGCAUAGCAGUCUGUCAAAAUGAUUUUUGGAGAAAUACUGAAAGUUUCAAAGAGAUUUUCGUACUAGAAGUAUUCUAAAAUGUGAAGGAUACAACCCCGGGUUUACAAAAUGACCCCAGGGCGUACAGAUAUGGUUAAAGUGGAUAGAAAAAGAGGACAAGUUUUGAAAAGUUGCACAUUUCUGAUGAGUGCAAUAGAAGAAUAAUGUACGAGUUGAAAUGGGGGUAAGAAAGUGUGGUCUUGAUGUUAUAUUGUCCCAAUGAUGUGACAGCAGUGCUUAUUGUGCAGGCUGAUGAGUUUCACCACUGCUCCUUUUGAAUAUUAUGUUGAUAAUUACUUUUACUGUUGGUAAUAGUAAUGCUACCUGGGUUGUUCAGCAAUAAAGUUCAAAUGCUUUUCCUGAUUAGAAAAAAAACUAAUGCUGAUUUAUAGCAGAAGGUUUUGAAGACAGUCAAAGAAAAAUCUUGUAAUUUUUUCUUAUUGUGCACAUGUAAAUCUAUUCUUUGUUUGAACAGUUCAUUGUGUCCAACAUACAACUCUUGUGUAGAGGCGUGUUUAAAAAAAAAAGUCAUUUACUGUUGCUCGCUCAUGUCAAACUGUUGGGGCGGACAGAUAGUUGAGAUAGUUCAUUUCAAUUAUUUAAUUUGGGGGUGGGGGUUUGUUGUUUACUAGGUAUCAACUAGUCAUAGUGGGGUUGUUUUUUUGCUGAGGCUCACAGUUUGUCAAGGAUCCUGCUAUUUCAAAAAUUUCAGGCAAUAUCAUCUAUUAUAGUCAUUUUAAAAGAUCUCUUUUAAUGAUAGUGUUAAAGUAAAUGCAGGCAGUUUUGUGCAGCUGUUGGUUUGGCAAGCCCAGUGAGGUGUGUGGAUGGGAAGGAAUUGGGGAGACGUGCUGGGUGGACCAAGCUGUAGAAGUGCUCAUGUAAUAGUAAUACAGUCUCAUGUUCUGGAACUUUUUUCUCUUCUGGUUUGGGGGUUUUGGUUGCUGAAGAAAAAAAAUACCCAGUUGAUUUUUCAACUUUUCAUUUGUCUCCUUGUGUGCUCAUGGUAGAAGGAAUCAAGAAACCUGGUCUUUUUAGAACUGACUUAUGCUAAUAAUGAACUUUUGUAUAUAGUUUGCGUUCAUGAAAAGCUUGGCUGAAAGCUUUGCUUUCCAUGCUUGUAUGAUGAUGUGUUCUAUUUCCUUGUAUGGGUGUUUGUGUGUGUAAAUGUAAGAAGAAAAAAGCAUGGGUUGUGAUUGAUUGAUUGAGAGUUUUGAUUGCGGGUAUGUUUGAAGUGUCGGUUGUCACAAGUGAGAUUGUUUUCUUCCCCCCCACCCCUCUUCAAAAUUACUGAUGAAGAUGUUUUUUCUUGUAGAGUCCCAAGUUGUGGCCUCUUGUGGUAAAUAAGACGUGCAAUCUAUUUUACUGCCCACAUUUGAUUGUCUUUUUUUCCCCCUCUGCCUUUGUCUAGUAUGUGUAUGAAGUUCCACUGUAAGUGACAAUGUCUCUUUUCCUUCACCCCAUCCCUCCUCCCCAAAAUGUCCCUCUUGUAAAUAAAUUCUAAACAUUGCUGAGUAUGAUCAUCGUGUGGUCUUGUCUUCGUUUCCUCUCUGUUUCCUCUGAUCAUGAUGCAGUGCAUGAGUUUCACUUUGCAUUACAGAAUUCUUUUAUUCAUUGGGUCAUGAUGAUUGAGAAAAGUAAAAGUGGCAACAGACUGUACUAAUGCACAA
Aplysia californica (California sea hare) is the source of this 13902-nucleotide messenger RNA. RefSeq names its product leucine-rich repeat protein SHOC-2. The coding region runs from base 338 to 2176 and encodes 612 amino acids. The record is from RefSeq and is a predicted model, not a curated record. The transcript has 17 exons. Gene Ontology annotation, molecular function: protein phosphatase 1 binding. Lineage: Eukaryota; Metazoa; Mollusca; Gastropoda; Aplysiida; Aplysiidae.